AUGUGGGCCCGAAAGGUUGGUGUGCCGCCAAAAUGGGCCUCCCGCGUGAAAGUCGUGGCGCUUUCGGUCUUCACCGCAAGCAUCGGCAUUGCCAUGUUCAACUUUAUGAUGAAUCUGAGCAUCGGUCAAUUAGAUUUGGCGAAGCCUCGCCAUGAAGGCGACGACAAGGUCUAUUGCUUUAUGGCCACUGGUUACAGAUGUGAUUCGGAUGAGAAGAUGCAGCACUUUCUGGUGCGUUUGGAGCACAAACAUCGUCGCCCAUUUCCGGAUGUCUUGGAGUGUGAGGUGCAGGACGUUCAGAACACGUCCUGCAGCAGAGUCCACGUACCUGUCGCGAGCAUCAAUGGCCACAUGAUCCCAAUGGCCGGGCGCAUCGACUGGCUCCGCUGGUGGGCCAAGUUGUUUCUGGUCCUAUCGCUGCUGCUGCUCUUGGGCAUCAGCACCCACGACUUGGCGCUGCUGAGUGUGUUGAAACAAGAGGAGAUCAUGGAUUUUCGGAGUCUUCGCUGGCAAUUUCCCAUCCUUCGUCGCGCUUUUUCCUUGUUGAUGGGCCUGGCAGUUUGCCAACGCAUCCUCCGGCGACGUGGCUUGGGACGAUGCGCGAAGAUUCUCUCGCGCUUAGGCAUUCCGUUUCUCAUCGUAUGGAACUUGGGUCUUGCGGUGCUGGUGUUGAGUCCAGUCUGCGUCGCCUUGUUCUUGAUGCAUCCGAUCCGCCUCUCGCGUGCCGCGGUCUUCGUGCAAAGUCUCGUGUGUGCCGUGUACAGUUUGGCCUUCUUCAUUCAAUUCAUGGUGUGGUCCCUGCACCGGCACUGGCGGCCCUGGUACGCCCUGACGUGGCUGGUGCGUGGCACCGUGGCGACGGAGCAUCCUCUGGCGGAGAAGGUGGAUUGCCUGUGCGGCUGCGAAUAUUCGGUCAGCAACCAUGCGCUCUUCCAGCUGAUCGUGAUCUCCAUCACCGGCUUGGUGAAGUCUCUCACCGUGGCCUUCCGCUGUAUCAAAGGACUUCGGAGGUCGGAAUGGGCCAACCUGAUUUCGGUGCUCUUCAGCGUGCCCAUCAACGUCUACCCCGUGACCUGGGCCUCGCUGCCGGACGCCCAGUGGCCCGAGAUGUGCCACGAGGACAGCGAGACGCAGGGAGAACGCGCCUUCGAUCCCUUCGUGUUGAUGGAUGAACAGCUGAACAGCAAAUCUCUCCGCUUACAGCUGGCGGCCGUCCAAACCUCGUGCGGUUCUCCUCGAGCUGGUGACUUAACGCCCCGCGAGGCGGAUAUGAUCGGAUGCUGUGGCUUCCCCUACGCGCGCAAGCGGGUGGAUAUGGCUGAUUCGUCACCAGAGACGCCCAUGAUCGACUAA
Molecule: messenger RNA, 1353 nt
Organism: Cladocopium goreaui
Lineage: Eukaryota; Dinophyceae; Suessiales; Symbiodiniaceae
Source: the annotation of a GenBank genome assembly